Seriola aureovittata is the source of this 7259-nucleotide messenger RNA. RefSeq names its product leucine rich repeat containing 3B (gene lrrc3b). NCBI's taxonomy places the organism in Eukaryota, Metazoa, Chordata, Actinopteri, Carangiformes, Carangidae. Gene Ontology annotation, molecular function: protein binding. The transcript has 3 exons. Bases 723 to 1505 code for a protein of 260 amino acids. The record is from RefSeq and is a predicted model, not a curated record.
AACUAGCAGCAACGCUAGACUUCUGUUUUUAAUUCAAAGUUAAAAAUUCAGGUACAGACAUAAAAAAAUAUAUAUCAUCCAGAAAACACAAUAUACUCAUGUUGGUUAAAUGAGCCCAUCUUACACUACAUUCCUACAUUACAUAAACCCAAUUACUGUGACGCCAACUUUGAUUUUAUACUGAAAGCUGCAACGGGAAGUGAGGUUGUGUCUGUUACCCGGUGACUUCACACAGAGAACCCCUCCCUUUCUCACCGUUCACUCCUGUGCGGUGUUUUAUUCUGGGUAAGGUAAAAAAAAAAAAAAAAAAAAAAAAGAAGAAGAAGAUGCGAAUUCACACUGCGACUUGUGCACCAGAGAGCGGAUACCUCUGCAGACGGGCUGCCCUCCCAGCCGGUCUCAACACCUCCCUGUGAUAUGAACACUUUGACAACAGCUAAUGACUGUGACUGCUGUGAAUUCAUCAGUGUUUUUUGUGCUGAGAACAGCUGCCUGCUGCGACUGGAGAUGACAGUGAUGACAGCAAAGAGACUGAAGCAAAACAGCAGAUCGUAAAACAACGUGAAGUCUCUGUAAAGGCCUCAACCCAGCAUGGUAAUAUCAGUUCACCCUCCAGUAUCUUCAGUGGGCAGUCAGUGAGGAACCGUCAACACUAUGCGAUGUGCGUAAGGGAUGAGUGGCGGUUGUGGCCCCAGGCGGGAUGCUGCUGACGGCCGGUCAGUAUGACUCUGCUGGACCUGUGGCUGUCACGCUCCCUCCCCAUGUGCCUGCUCCUUCAGAGCCUUGUCCUCAUGGCCUUGUGCUUCCCCUCGGCCAGCAUGUGUCCAAAGGGCUGCAUCUGCCAACGUGACCCCCACCUCCACGGCAUCAACGUUACCUGCAGUCAGUCCCGCCUCAAAGAGAUCCCCCCCAGCCUCCCGGUCGACACCGUCCUGUUGAGGCUGGAUCACAACCAGAUCGGAGCCGUGCCCGAUCAAACCUUCCACGGACUUCGGCUUUUGAGGGAGCUUAACCUUUCGUACAACGCUGUGGAGACUUUAGGGGAAGCAGCCUUCAGUGGCAUAGAGGCGACUUUACAGGUGCUGGACCUCUCCCACAACCGUAUCACAAGCGUACACAAGGAUGCUUUCGCUCGGCUCAAGGCCCGCGUCAUCGUGGACGACAACCCGUGGCAUUGUGACUGUGCUCUCCAGCAGGCCAUCAGCGGAAUGGCCCACAACCACGACGCCGCCGCCCGCGUGCUCUGCAGGAGCUCAGAGGUUCGUGACCAGGAGGGAAGACCUUUCUUGGCAGUGGACACUGACCUCUGUAACCUUGCCAAAAGGACCACAGACUACGCCAUGUUGGUGACCAUGUUUGGCUGGUUUGCCAUGGUCAUUUCAUAUGUGGUGUAUUACGUCCGACAGAACCAGGAGGACGCCCGGCGCCACCUGGAGUACCUCAAAUCUCUCCCGAGCAAGCCCAAGAAACCUGACGAAGCCGACGACAUCAGCACUGUUGUCUGACGGCAGCGUCACAGUGACUGCGUCCACCGCAAACCUAACGAACACCAAAAUGUUCACGUGACAGGACCCACACUAAUGUUUACUAUUUGUACCACUAGUGAUGUGAGCAUCAAAACUGCAGAUCAAUCUUUGUAUUUUAGACAUUUUGUUGUAUGUCCUUACCAGGGUUUGUUCACGACUGAUCUGAGAUAAGUUGAGAUGGGAGGCCGCAGUCUAAUAGUCUAAUGCCAACGUUAUCUUUUCUACAGAAAUUGCUUAUGGAGUUUUGAAAAUUUGAAUCUCAGGUUUAAAUAAUGGUUGUUUUUAGAUUAAAAUUUGGAAUAUCUGAUAAAUAGAAAAUAUAUUUUUAAGUCACAACACCCUAUACUCUAUUUCCCAGAGCCCUUAUUUUGGUAUCUCAAAGCCCACGAUAAGGUGUACGUUGAGUUUUGUAAACACUUGCUGAACCAAUUGCAUCUUUCAUGCGCCUUUAAAAUUAAAUCUAAAUUACAAUAUCCACACAGAAACUUCAGCAUUUCUGAACCCAUGGUAUUUGAUCUACACAUUGUGUAAUACUAUUACAGCUUUGGUGACCUGUCUUUGAUACAGACAAAUCACAUUUAAGCCCGAUUUUCACAAUACAGACAAGUAGUCAAGAUUCCACUGAAAUAUCUUGUGAAUGAUCUCACACUGUGGCUAAGGAAAAUACUGGGUGCUAUGGAAGCUUAUUUUUCCAAGUAAGGAAACUAGUAAAAUGUUAAGAAGGAAUUAAAAAUAAAAAUGCUCACUUAAAAUGAUGUGAUAGUACGUAAACAUUUUGACUUUCUACGUGAAAUUCGUGAGAUACUAAAUCAAGAUUUUGUCUUUGUUUGUUAUGAGAUACAAACUCGAGUAUCAUAUAUUAAAUUACUUAAAGUGCUUUACUUUUUAAGUCAAAACUAAGAGCUGGUAAGUCACAGUGGUCGCUAGCUUCUUUAGCUAACCUGUCAGUAUUACCCGUUGUAUCACCAUGAACGAAGCUAAUUUAGCUUAGCACCAGUGGUCUUCUUAUCACAGUUCAGGGCUGCAGUUCUGGCUUCUGGCCAAAACCACCCUGAUAUGUGGAAAACCGCAGUUGUUAAAACUGUAGGCUGUAGCUCACAGACAAGACUCUUUCAUAUUGUAUUAGAAUAAGAAAAAAAGGAAGGAAGGAAGGAAGACAUUAUAGCCACACAACAAACCGUAACAUCCAUUCCAACUGAAGGAAUCAGGGCUGCCCCCGACCAAAGUUUCUCCUAGCCGACUGGUAGUCGUCAGUUCAGGCGAUUAGCUGACUAGUCGUUGCACGUUUAUGAUAUUAAUUUAAUUACUUAAUUUAGUAUUUUUGGGGGGAGCAUCAGAAAAUGGCUUGAGUCCAGGGUUGAGAAAGAAUAUAAGUAACACGGCUAACGGCGUGCUACAGUACAGAGAAAUACAAAGCCGUGAUAAUGAGCCACGGUAAUGAUUCUGAAAGUGUCGUAACAACCAGCAAGGAGAGCGUUAGCAUGAGCGUCCGUGCUAAGUUGCUAACUUUAAGCUACUUACAUGUUUCAAAUGACAAGCGCUGUUUUAGGUCAAUGAAUGAGAGGCGAAUGUUUGUCUGCAGAGUUUGCGUCACCUUAGCUGCGAUCGUCCUUUAGCCGCUCGAGGCGUUGGAGUUCCUUCCGGACACGCCGGUGUGUAAUUACUGUAACGGACCGUUCUGUGUUCACAGGUUGUUUUGAUAUUUCAGUUGCCGUAAGACAGGAAUUGUUGUCGGAGUCUCGCUUGUCACACGUGUGUUAGUAAAAAUAAAGUUGUUGCUGCUGUUCAUUGUACUACGUCUCUUAAUUCGCAUUUAUUAUUUCAUUAUUGAAUCUUCCAGUUAGUCAAACCCAAGAGUCUCGGUUAGAGACCAGUCGUGUAAAUGAUGUCUGUCCGUGACUGACUGAGUGACUUCCUGUCAAGUUUGGGGUUUUUUUGUCCUGUGACCAACUGACCAAUCAAAAUUUGGUCGACUUAGACCGUCUCAGUCAUUAGCGUUUGGUAUUUGUGGGCAGCCCUAGAAAUUAUAUAUAAUUUAAAUUUCGCGAUGGUAUUUGUGUUGUAGUGGAGCCAGUGAACCCAGUUGUAGCAGAGCCACGAAAAGUACAGAACAUUAAACUUUUUGAAACAUAUGAAAUAUGAAAAAAUCUUCACAAGAUCAAGAUCCAUAAUGUUUAAACGCAAAUGUUCAUUGAUAUAUAACUAGAAUGGCGUCCAGUCGAGUGUAUACCUCCAAACAGUCCCACACAUGUUUAUUAGAUCUGGGUUAUUAUCUGGAUCUGCACCAACUUGUACAAACUCAUAGAUCUCAACCUAAACAUUUACAUCAGAAUUGCAAUGUUAUGGAAAGUCAUAAAAAAAAAAAAAUCCUGGAUCCACCCCUUUUAACCCGACCCUCACCGACAUGUAACGGCCCAAGCCCAUCACCAUCUCCACUAAGUUUGGUGCAAAUGGGUUCAGUUCUUCUUGUGUAAUCCUGCUGAUAAACAACCGAACAAUAACAGUCAAAAAAAUUGUCAUUCAUGAAUAAAUCUGGAUGUAACGAUGAUGAGAAAUGUAAUGGAACCAUCCUGAAAAUAUCUAGUUAUAAUGUGAAAAAAUUCUCCUUAUAAUGAGAAACCAACUUUUUUUUUUCUUUUUUGGUCAUGGUGACGGUAAUAAAUUGAUGUACCAAACACCACAUGUCAGACAUUGAGUCAUUGCAGUUAACAUCCUGAUCACCACCCACAUGAACAUGAAUGUACAAUAAAAAUUGAAAUGCCCUUAAACUUUAAAUAGUCUGAAAUAAAAUCCGACAUCAUGUAAAUGAUUUUUAAGAAAAGUCCAGAUGUUAAAAGAUUAGUUCUGACUAUUAAAUCUGGCGGACAUCUGUAGUAACUGAGACAGUAGAUAUUUGAUUUUAAGAAGGAACCCCAAAAUGCUCUUGAUGAUCUCUUGAUCAUGGAAAUAGUAGUUUGACCAAUUACCAACUUUAGCUGAGCUUCUGCGUUUGAUCAGGUGACAAAAAUUGGUCAUAUACUGUAUGUACUCAGAAGGAGUGGGUGAACUCACAAUCAGUCAACACCUUAAGAUGUCUGCUGGUGCUUGGUUUGACUUCCUGUCCAACACAUCACUGAAGGGGUGAGGACGAUAAGGACUCUUGAUUCUGUACCUCACAAUUUUACGUCUGAUGCCAACGUUCAGGAAGUAGUCAUUCCCUUUAGGUCGCAAAUUGGUGGAUGCAGCAUAAAGAAAGGUAACAAGCUGAAAGGUGAAGGUGUGGUGGUUGGUGUGACAGAAGGCCGUGUAGCGUCCUCUCACUGAGUUUUAACCAUGACCUUUCCCUAACCUUUACCAGUUGUUUUAGCCACCAACCCCUAACCACAGCUCAGCUUUGUCCAAUAUCUGCAUUUUGUCUGGUGAAAGGAAUCUCUCUAUAUGCGAGGACUUGUUGGUCAUGUGAGGACGCUGAAGUCGGCAUUAAAUCUGGACUCCUGCCUGUCACGACGGAUCCUGUAGUCAGACGUGAGCUGUCCGAGGCGCUUCCAUCACUUUCCAUCAGAACCAAAAACAAGAUGCACUUGAAAUUCUCACAAGUCUGAGAUGGGAGGAGAGACACAAGGAAACUGUGGGACACUGCAAAACAAAACACCAUGGCUACAAAGAGUUCGAAGAAGAGGUGGGGGCAGGACUGAACUCUGACCUUUGUGUCUCGCUGGACAUAAACAAACUGGUGUUUUUCGACGAGUGACUUUCUUGUUUUUCUCAUCAGCUGUCACAGAUGUCUCUUCAGCUAGAGUGAUCUUUAAAUCAAUACAUCUGGUUGUUGCUGUCUGUACACCCUCACGCCCACGUGACAACAGUCAGGAGAAGAAAUGUUUUGUGGCUCCAGCAGCACAUUAAACUCUUGAGAUUUUCAAAGUCUCGUCGUCUGCACUAAAUCGACCGUGAGUUGAGAUUAUUUUGUCAAAAAACCCAGAGUGCUGAGCAAGACGUUCUGGAACCUGAGGUUUUUGGUUCUGGUUUAACGGCGCCUCUGGACAGACGAGACUGUCCUGUAAAAAACAAGCCCACAGGUCGUCUGUGCAGCAGGUUAUUAUGACCCGUAGUUACCUUUUGUUGCUAGGCGACACCUAGUGGUCGUAGUAAUUAUGACGGGAGCAAAAAGGGAAAAGAUCGGUGACGUAGGUUGUGGUGGACGGGUGAAUAUGACACAGGAGAGCAGUGUUCGAUUCCCAUGUUAAACCAGCUGUUAAUAUUGUUACCAUGACAACAAAGACCGUGUAAUGUUGAGGCAGCACUUAUUUUAACCCAAAUCACCAUCUAUUUCUAAACCUAACCAAGCAAAGGUAGUUUCGCACAUGUUAUAUAUUAUUGUAACCAUGACAACCCAGGUCCAGUAUGCCCGCCGACGUAGGGGCCGUUUCGGGAGAGACUCCUAUGGGUCGUAUCGGAGGGUUGCUCAGGUUGGAGGAGGUGACGGGACAGGCUGCUUCUGUGUGGUACUGUACAUUUCUUUCUUCAGUGUGUGAAGUCUGGGUUUGUUGCUGUUGUUUAAUCAGUUCUCGUCAGAGUGAAUUUUAGAUGUUUAUCUGCACUGAUCACAAGUAAGCACAAGACUACAUGUCAGUUUCAGUGGAUUCUUUUUUGUUGGUGUUUUGUGGUUUGGUUCAGUCCUUCCCAGACGGAGCUGGUCAUUUUUAUUUAUUACCAGCUCAAUGUCUCUCUUACCAGGCCCUCUCAAGGGGGAGGACAGAUUUAUCACAUGUAUGGAUGUCACACUACAGUAUAUCAUCAUCUCAGUCAUCACAAAUUAACACAAACCUUCCUAUUCCAAGUCAAGGUGCCAAUGCAUGCAUCAUUUCCCUUUAAUAACACUGUGUACAGUAAUGUUCCCAGCAGCAGCAGCAGCAGCGGGUGAAGAGAAAAUUGAUGCUAUCAUCAUCACAGUCACUGGAGCCCACUAAAACAUAGGACCAGAUAAAAAAAAAUCACAUGAUUGACACGUAAAAGGGACAGGGAAUUAUAUUUUCACAAAAAAAAAGAGCUUAUUUCAUAUAUAAAACCUACUUUAAAUAAUAAAUCCUGCACAGUUGGUGAAGUGUUAGAUGCUGGGAGUUGGUGGUAUCUUGUAAAAAUUUCCUUUCAGGUCACAGAAGUUGUACAGUAAUGGUUGUUAAAAUGAUGCAAUGACAAUAUGUAGGUAGAGAAGACUAGGAUCAUAUGUAAAUAUGAACAUUGAUGUUGUGUGAAAUACUUGAAAUCCCUUUAAUAGUUGUUCUUGAAUGUGCUCCAACCCUUAGCCUUGUCUUUGUAGAGGCAAUCUCAUACUCCUCAUGACAGGAUCAGGAUAGUAGACAGUAAAAUGCAUGUACAAUGUAAUGAAGCACAGUGUAGCCAAGGAACUGAAAGUAUUUCUAAGUGCCUGAAUACUUAUCUCAACAUUUUAUUUUUUCAUUUAUGUCCUCUUUAUCCAUCUCUGGUCUUUGCUGUGAACUCUUAGUUUAGGAUUUUCACUGUUUCUCGGUUUAAGUUUAUUUUGCAAGUUAGAAAAAAGAAAUUAUAUCAACUAUGUUGAUGUAACAAAGCUGUUAAACUCAAUUAUACUAUACCAUAUUACAGUUCUCUGUGCACCAACCGCAGUGUGUGAUAGACUAAUUCACAGUUAAGAAUGAUAAUGUUAGCACUGACUAUCAUGGUUUUGUUGUAAUGGCAUGACAUACAAAAAAUGAAAUAAAGAAAGUAUGCAUUGUU